GGCAUUCCUCGUUCUCUGUGGAAAGGAAAGGAAAGGAAACGAGGUGUCUCCCCUCCCUCAGGCGCGCUGUCCUGCAUGAGGAAAACGGUCUCGUGAGAUGCUUGGGAUUAAGCCCUUUCCUUUGAAUGGAGGCUCAUCGGCUCGUGACUGCCGCUCCAUUCAGGCCGAAGGGCCAGCUCAAGUGAAUUUGUAAGGGCUCCGUUGACCGGCCAUCAUCACUUCCCUUCAUGGCUGCUCUGGUGUUCUGCAAUGCAUGUUUCCGGAAACCCCAAGGAGCCUCUCCAAAGUUCAGCCUGACCAACUGUGGCCACGUUAUCUGUGAGCAGUGUCUCCAGAAAGGUAAAAAAGAUGAGUGUUUGAUUUGCAGAGCUCCUUGUCGUACAAUAGUACUUUCAAAAAAGAUGAAUUCAGAUAUUCAGUCAUUGUUUAUGGGAAUAGAUGGAUUAUGCAGAAAAUAUUCCAAAGAAAUCACACAAAUUGCCCAAUUCCAGGAAAAACACAGAAGACGGCUAUUGGCACACUACAGAGGAAAGAUUUCAAAACUGGAAGGAUAUGUUAAGAAAGCAACACAACAAAUUCAGCAUAUACAACAGCAACAGCAGCAGCAGCAACAACAACAGCAUAGGGUUUCAUCAAUGGAAGUAGAUCAUCUGCAAUCUUCAGCAAGGAAAACUGAAACAGUGACUGGACCUAUGAGAAUAUCAUUGAUAAGCCCACCUCAGAAUGGACAUAUGGGUAGUGUUAAAUGCAGAAGUUCUCAAUCAUCUGGAAUUACUUCAUGCCAAAAGAGUACACCAGGGUCAAUAAGGUCAUCGCCAUUAAGAAUGCCAAAUAGUGUGACUUCUUAUAUGUCACCAUUUGUAUCAUCACAAAAUAGUAGAAAUCACAUACCAGAUACUUUUGGACUAAGAAAUAAUCCACAUUAUCCAACACCUUCACUAAGAAAUACUCCGCAUUAUCCAGCAUCUUCAUGUACACCAACAUCUUCACUGUCAUCAGUGACAAGACACCCAAUCAGCCUUUCCAGUCUCUUACAAAGGCAACAUUUAGGAUCAGCUAGACUUCCAGGAUAUUCAUUACAAAAAUAAGUGCACCUGCAAGCUCUAUUCAACAAAACUUAUGCAUUGCAUAUUUUUAAAGAACAUCUAUAAAAAGUAUAUCACAAUGCAUACCAUUGUAAAAUAUCUAUCUUGA
This is a messenger RNA of Elgaria multicarinata webbii, 1194 nucleotides long. RefSeq names its product ring finger protein 212 (gene RNF212). Gene Ontology annotation, cellular component: synaptonemal complex. Bases 228 to 1088 code for a protein of 286 amino acids. NCBI's taxonomy places the organism in Eukaryota, Metazoa, Chordata, Lepidosauria, Squamata, Anguidae. Gene Ontology annotation, molecular function: SUMO transferase activity. The record is from RefSeq and is a predicted model, not a curated record. The transcript has 10 exons. Gene Ontology annotation, biological process: protein sumoylation; reciprocal meiotic recombination; homologous chromosome pairing at meiosis.